Messenger RNA from Aspergillus steynii IBT 23096, 2440 nucleotides. Its product is annotated as Rad21/Rec8 N terminal domain protein. Bases 1 to 2127 code for a protein of 708 amino acids. The transcript has 7 exons. Gene Ontology annotation, molecular function: protein binding; chromatin binding. The record is from RefSeq and is a predicted model, not a curated record. Lineage: Eukaryota; Fungi; Ascomycota; Eurotiomycetes; Eurotiales; Aspergillaceae. Gene Ontology annotation, biological process: synaptonemal complex assembly; replication-born double-strand break repair via sister chromatid exchange; mitotic sister chromatid cohesion. Gene Ontology annotation, cellular component: cohesin complex; synaptonemal complex.
AUGUUCUACAGCCACGAAAUACUCACCUCACCCGAGCACGGUGUCGCUACAAUAUGGUACGUGUUGGUCGCAACUCUAGGACCGAGGUCAAUCACGAAGAAACUCAACAGAAAAGCGAUACUGGAUGUCGACGUUCCCAAGGCUUGCCAUGUCAUCAUGGAUCCUGCGGCGCCAAUGGCGCUGAGGCUUCAAGGGAAUCUGCUAUACGGCGUUUCGAAGGUGUACAAUCAGCAAUGCGGCUAUGCGCUGACGGACGUCCAGACAAUGCAUGAUAGAAUGAAGUUGAUGUUGCGAGUUGUACCGGGAGGAGGACUGGACCCGUCCGCGGGGAAAGUGAAACCUGAUCAGCUGAUCCUUCCCUAUGAUCCGUCAUUCGCGCCUGAAAAUGACAUUCCCGGAAUGGGCAUCGACUUCUCCAAAUGGAGAAUCGCCAUCGACACAGACACAAGCGAGGACCCCGAUUUCGCGUGGCCCAGAACCCCAGAUCUCAGCCAGUCUGCCAUCUCGCGCAAUUCCAGUCUCCAACUCAGCCUUUCCUCCGGGGAUAUAAUGAUGAAAGACCUAGUGGGGUUUGGCUCGGAAACCGACGUGGGCUCUGCGCAACGGAGUACAGACUUUGCGAGACUCGCGGCCUCAACUCUCGGUGAAGAACAAGGAAUACUUCUCCAACCUGACUUCGAGUUUGACGAAGACGGGAAUAUAGUUGAGUUGGGAGGACCUUAUCUUCCAGGUGAGGUUAGACAGCGUAGGGAACUCAGGUUGAUCAGCGAAACACCUGUAUUUGGUGCGUCGAGAGAUAUCGCGAUAGAUGAUGUCUUCGGCCUUGAUCUCGGACGAGCUCACACUCCAGACGCAGAUAUUCGGCAAUCUAUUGAACACCCUGCGUCUGAAGCAAGACAUGAGAUGGAGAUUGCUCCGGAAACAGCAGAUGCCGCAAUGCGCCAGUCACGAGGAAGACAACAUAAGAUCAUACCCCCAGACACUGAGACCGUCUUGCAAAACACCGAGCUUGCCGAACUGAUGCACCAAUAUUUGCAGAACAUGGCUACUGCUGGGGCAAAACAGCAGCAUGGCCUGCUUCCUACUCAGGCUAAGAAAAAUGCUGCCUUCUGGGUUUUCGGCAAAGGAAUCGGUUCCGUCGGUAUUGGAGUGGGAGUUACUCGAUUUGCUCAUCCUCUGGAGCUUUUCUCAGGACGAGAGUUAUAUGAGACACUUAGCCCGUUUGCCAUUCCAAAGAAACGCAAACGUGGUCGCCCAUCUGGCAAAGACAGCGAUGCUGAGUUGGAAGUGCGUCGUGUGCGCGCACGCGAAGAGCUCGAAGAACAAGUUGGCCGCGGUGAGAAUGAUGGCGGUGUUAAUUGGCAAGAGGAAAUUGAGAUCGGCCGUCAAGCCUCAGCUAUCCGCGAGGACAACUCCAUCAUGCCCUGGAACAUCACUGCAUCAGUUCAAAGCUCCCAACAUGGAUCAGUCACCGCAAACAUCUUCCGCGGAGUAGGAAGUAUGAGUGACUUUUCGUCGCAUGGAUUUGGCGAGCCUUCCGGACUCGGAGCAUAUCGUAGUCGUCUGACCAGCGCCAGUCCUCUCGCAGGACGCGGCUAUCCAGCAGACAUUGAAGGUCUUCCUGGCUUUACAGACGACGAUCUCGAAGACUUUGACCUCAGUCACUACCUCCAGAACGAGCUCUACGCCAACGACUAUGCAAAUGCAAUGGAUAUUGAUCUCACCGGCCCAAACAAAGGCAAAGAACCAGUCAGGAAUCCUCCCCUCCCUCUUCGAGACCGCAUUAUACAAUCAAACCUUGACCAAGACAGUCUGAAUUUCCUUGAAUUCGUCAUGAAGAAAAUCGAGGAAUUGAGUAUUGACACGACUCAAGACAAUCAAUCAGGCGCAGUCGCAGGCGCAGACACCGAUGUCAAUGCAUCCAUGCAACUGAAAGGCCUGCCUUUCACGACAUUGCUUCCGCAGAGGAAAACUUCUCGUGCCGUGGCUACCCACGGCCUCGCACACACUCUUGCUCUCGCAACCAAGGGAAUCCUCUCCGUUCGGCAGGAAGCCUACAAGGAUCUCAGCACAGAGGAGUACGGUGCAAGAUACGAAUACGGCGAGAUCUUCCUACGCCUAGCGUAGGAGAUCUAGGUCUGCCAUGGUCGUUGCUUCGAUUUACCAGUUCAAGCAACAUAGGGCAACACAGCACAACAUAACACAAAAGCCUCAUCCCCCGUCAUUUCCCAAUCGCCAUCUCAUCUCAUCGAUUUAUUCUCUUUCACCUUCCCCUCUCCCUCUACAAAAAGACCCAUAUCCUCCCCGUCAUCCCCAACUCACCAUGAACAAGCCUCUCGACCCCGCUAUGUAUGUAUGAGUAGACUUUACCGAUUUCUUUGCGAUGUUUUUCCUUGCAAACUUCUUUGUUGCUUCUUUCAUUCUUAUACGCUUUAUCUAC